Messenger RNA from Cannabis sativa, 867 nucleotides. RefSeq lists its product as uncharacterized. Lineage: Eukaryota; Viridiplantae; Streptophyta; Magnoliopsida; Rosales; Cannabaceae. The transcript has 2 exons. Bases 1 to 867 code for a protein of 288 amino acids. The record is from RefSeq and is a predicted model, not a curated record.
AUGGUAAGUAAGUCUGGCACUGAUGUGUUUCAUGUUACUUGUAAUGAAAAUUGUAAAUGGAGAUUAAGGGGGAAGAAGAAGGCACUUUGUGACAUGUUUGAGGUUACUGUGUUUCAUAACGAACACACAUGUAACUUGGAUUCUAGACAUUUUGAUCACUGUCAAGAAGCAACGUGGGUUAUUGGUCACAUUAUUAAGAACAAGUCCACAUCAGAUGGAUCAAAAUACAAGGCAAAAGACAUACAGAGGGAUAUGUUUGAUGAAUAUGGCAUCAAGAUGAGUUAUGAAAAAGCUUGGAGGUGUAGAGAAAAGGCAUUUAUGUACAAGAGUGGUACUCCAACAGAAUCUUAUACGAAGUUAUAUGGUUUCUUCUACAUGCUAGAACAGAAGAACCUGGGUACUAUUACUGACAUUGUCAGCGAGGAUGACCGGUUCAAGUACUGUUUCUGGUCACUCGAUGCUUGUAGGAGGGGAUUUAAGUUUUGUCAUCCUGUGAUUAGUAUUGAUGGAACAUUCUUGAAGAUAAAGUAUGGAGGAACACUUGAGAAUCGUGACUCUUGGAAGUAUUUCUUGCAAAAGUUAAAGGAAUCCAUUGGUGAGGUUGAAAAUCUUAUGUUCAUAUCGAAUAGGCAUCAAAGCAUUGAACAUGCUAUUGAGGUUGUUUUCCCAGAAGCAUGCCACUGUGCAUGCUUCAAGCAUAUUACUAUGAAUGUCGUUCACACGUUGAAGACUGAUAUAUGCAACCAGCUGAUAUGGCUUGUAGCUUACGCAUGGAACAAGACAGAAUGUGAUAGACAUUUUGAGGUGCUGAAACAGAUGGACCCUACCAUUGCUACAUACGUCGAGCAAAUAGGGUUUGAAAAGUAG